CUUCCUUCUACUGGCACUUACUGAUCUUACCGGAAUAGGUCAGAUGCACUGAUGUCAAGUUUUAAAUGUUUCUGAAUGUGAAGAAGUAGAAGAGAGACGAGUCUCCUGGUACACAUAAUGGAGCUAGAAGAAAAUCGAAGGAAAUGGAAAGGGGCCCGACACCCCCAGUUGGCCCCUUGGGUCUUGGCUAUUGUUUUCAUCUCGCUUCUCAGUGCUUGCUUCACAGCAAGUUGUUUGGUGACUCACCGUUACUUUUCACGAUGGGAAAGAAGAACAGAAAUGGUGAAGCUCUCAGAGUACCACACAAGGCUAACAUGUGUCCGAGGGGAGCCAGAGCCUGGAGCUACAGGAGGUACCUGGAACUGUUGUCCUGAUGGCUGGAUAGCCUUCCAGUUUAACUGUUACUUCCCCCUUAAUGACAACCAGACAUGGCAUGAGAGCGAGAGGAACUGCUCAGGGAUGGGCAGUCAUCUGGCGACCAUCAACACCGAAGCAGAGCAGAACUUUAUGACUCGGCUUUUGGACAGACAAUUUCCCUAUUUCCUGGGACUUACUGAUCAGAACACGGAAGGUCUGUGGCAGUGGGUAGAUCAGACGCCAUUUAAGCCACACAUGGUAUUCUGGCAUGAGGGUGAACCCAAUGACUUUAGGGAAGAAGACUGUGUUGUUCUUGUUAAUAUCGAAGAUCAAUGGGCCUGGAAUGACUUUCCUUGUCACUUUGGGGCAAGUAGGAUUUGUAAGUUACCUGGAGUAAUAUUCAGUUGGAAGCCCACAAAGGGGUCCUUAUGAUGGAGAUGGCAAAGAUGGACCUAUCAGAGCAGGGAAAAGUGUCUAUGCAACAUAGAAGUAGAGAGCACGCUGGAUCAUGGGGGUACCGUCAACCAUGAGGAUGUUUUUAAUUAUCUUUGCUUAAAUGUAAUUCAACAUAAAUAGUGUGAUUUGUGCUCUCUCUCCUCCCUCUCUGGAUGUAUGUGUGCUCAUAUGCUUAAGAUAGGUUUUGUAUGGUGUUUUGGUGGAAUGAUCAUCGUUCUAUGGGAAUCAGGUUUUAUCUUUGCUUCCUUGACAGUAUUUUAAGACAUUUACUUUUCAGACACUAUGUAUUAGUUAUGUAUUAAUGGAAGAGUUGAAUAAUACAAUCUUUUUGCCAUUU
Phodopus roborovskii (desert hamster) is the source of this 1150-nucleotide messenger RNA. Its product is annotated as C-type lectin domain family 4 member D-like. The coding region runs from base 118 to 789 and encodes 223 amino acids. The record is from RefSeq and is a predicted model, not a curated record. Lineage: Eukaryota; Metazoa; Chordata; Mammalia; Rodentia; Cricetidae. The transcript has 6 exons.